AUGGUUGUAGAAAAGAAUACAUUUGCAAGGAUAUGGACACAUCCGGUGACGGAGUAUUUGAAAGGACAAUGGUUUCUUUACUGUCUAGCCAUUUUCAUCGUCAUUGCUCGAUUUGCACCGAAUUUUGCUGCUGACGGUGGACUCAUCAAGGCACAAUACAGUAUUGGAUAUGGGGCUGUUGCUUGCAUCUUCCUCGAGAGCGGUCUGAGUAUGAAGACGGCUCGACUGAUGGCAAACAUGGGCAAUUGGAGAGCACAUCUAACCAUCUUAGUGAUCAGCUUUCUGAUCACGUCAUCGAUCGUGUUCGGCUUCUGCUGCGCCGUGAAGGCGGCAGAUGAUAGUAAUAUUGAUGAUUGGGUGCUUGUAGGUCUCAUAUUGACCGCUACAUGUCCGACUACGGUGGCUUCCAACGUCAUUAUGACCGCUAACGCCGGUGGAAAUGAUCUUCUGUGCAUCUGUGAAGUGUUCCUUGGGAACCUGCUCGGCGCUUUCAUUACGCCGGCGCUAGUGCAAAUGUAUCUAAGAAACGACCCGUUCUCUUUUGCUAAUCCAGCUAGUGGGGAGGGAAUCGGCGCACUGUAUGGAAGAGUCAUGAAGCAAGUCGGGCUUUCUGUUUUCCUUCCAUUGUUCGUUGGUCAGGUUAUUCAGAAUGUAUUGCCCAAGCCAACGAGCAUAGUUAUCGGGUUUCUGAGAAAAUACCAUUUGAAGAUUGGCUCCUAUAUGCUUCUUCUGAUCAUGUUCAGUUCAUUUUCUACCGCGUUCAAGCAGGAUGCUUUCACUAGCGUCUCGAGCCUUUGCAUCAUCUUUGUCUGCUUCUUCAACUUCGGCAUCUAUUUGUUAUUUACAGGCAUCUGCUUUUUAGUGGCAAGGCCUUACUUCAUUAUCAAAUUGUUUGCCGUGGAACCCAUCAAAGGGGAAUCUUCUGCUUUGUAUUAUUACUCGUACAAGUUAUUCCGGCCAUUCUACUACAACAAAAGAGACACUGUCUGCAUAAUGUUCUGUGGUGCUGCCAAGACUGCAGCUCUGGGUGUCUCGCUAGUCACCUCCCAGUAUGGUGAUGAUAAAUCUCAUUUAGGUAAACUACUGGUACCAUUAGUGCUCUAUCAAAGCGAACAAGUCAUCGUGGCUGGUUUCUUCGUUCCUUUCUUCAGGAGAUGGUGCCGCGAUGAGCAACCGGAAGAUCAAGAUAAUACCAGAAAAGAUAUAGAAGCGGGGCUAUCACACCACGAAGUUGGGGAGGAUCCAAAGCUCGACUCUGGUAGUCAAAAAACCGACUCAGAUUAA
Molecule: messenger RNA, 1284 nt
Organism: Torulaspora globosa
Lineage: Eukaryota; Fungi; Ascomycota; Saccharomycetes; Saccharomycetales; Saccharomycetaceae
Gene: RCH1
Product: Rch1p
Exons: 1
Coding region: 1-1284 (427 amino acids)
Cellular component (GO): plasma membrane
Source: RefSeq, a predicted model, not a curated record